Messenger RNA from Brassica napus (rape), 1050 nucleotides. Lineage: Eukaryota; Viridiplantae; Streptophyta; Magnoliopsida; Brassicales; Brassicaceae. The record is from the annotation of a RefSeq genome assembly.
AUGAGACCAGGGAGAGCAAGAGCACUUAGACAAUUCACUUUGAGUACAGGAAAGUCUGCUGGUAGGAAUUCCUCAGGGCGUAUUACGGUUUUUCACCGAGGGGGUGGCUCGAAGCGAUUGCUGCGAAGAAUUGAUCUGAAACGAAGCACUUCCUCUAUGGGCAUUGUAGAGAGUAUAGAAUAUGACCCUAAUCGUUCUUCUCAGAUCGCUCCAGUACGAUGGAUCAAGGGGGGCUGCCAGAAAAAAAUGAACACGAUCGAGGAGUUAGCUCCGCCGCGCAAGAUCCUCGAACCUACCACGAACACCAUCAGCGGCCUCUUUUCGUUCUCUUUCCUGCCCGGGAAGGUGGAUCAAAGAAAGGUAGCUUGCUUCUCUCCUGGACUGAUGGCCGCUUAUGUAGUGGUCGGCCUUCCUACCGGAAUGCCUCCUUUGUCUUCGUAUAAGAGCGCCUUUGCUAGUAAGGGCGCAGGAAGCACAAAAACUUUAGUGAAGGACGUCUUCUUCUCUGCCUUCUCCUCUCCAAAGGCCAAGAGAGAGACUGCAUCCCUUGCCUUCGCUAGCUCUUUUGGUUUCCCAAGGAUAGCGGUAGCUGGGGUUCCUACCGCUUUCUUCGCUCCGCGAAUGAGACAGAAAGUGAGAGGAAAAAGCACGUUCUCUCUUUGCGAGGUCCGAAAGUGGAGAACGCAUAGCAUUCUCUGGGCACAUAGGAUCAAAGGUAAAGCAGGGCUUUCUUGGCAGAGUUUUAGGCGGCAAGAUACUUUAGGGCUUGUUGGAGCUGCUGGGCAUAACAAAUCGAAGCCGAAGACGGAUCAAGGUAGCUUGCCUGCCAAGCCGAUAGGCGAAAGGGCGAAGCAACUCAAAGCUCUCCGGGGUUUGAGGGCGAAGGAUGGAGCGUGCAAAGUCGAUCGUGCACCUGUCACUUAUAUAAUAGCCAGUCAUCAAUUAGAAGCAGGCAAAAUGGUGAUGAAUUGCGAUUGGUCCAAACCUUCGACCAGCUCCUUCUCGCAAUCCGCCCAGAAUGACCAUCCUAAGCCCUUAUUCACUGUGUGA